Messenger RNA from Cajanus cajan (pigeon pea), 2942 nucleotides. The record is from RefSeq and is a predicted model, not a curated record. NCBI's taxonomy places the organism in Eukaryota, Viridiplantae, Streptophyta, Magnoliopsida, Fabales, Fabaceae.
AAAAGCAGCACCUCACGUUUGCAUUGCCCUACUUCGCAAUUUCCAAUUCUCGAUUUACCACCAAAAACUGCCACUCCAGGUUUCAAUUUCGUCUCCACAACGAAGAAAGCCCCAUUCUCUUCUCUUCCACAAAACCGUUUCUCUCCCGCGAGGUAAAGAGCUUCUAUUCAGGCAUGGGCGAUAGUGAAUUAGUGGCUACCGGAGCAUCUGCUGCUGAGGCAUAUGCUUCGGCUGGUUAUGCUGAGGCUGGUUCGAAUCCUGUUCCUGAGGCAGGUGCUGCCGUUGAUCAAUCUGCUGGAGAAGCUGCACAAGGCGCUUCAGCUUAUGGAUUUGGUUAUUCUAAUGCUGGUGAUGCAAAUGCAUACGCCGGGGAUCCAAAUUCUGUUCUACAACAAGCGCAAUUCAAUGCAACUGGUGAUUCCAAGCAACCUGACGGAGUGACCGAUGCUAAUGAGGCCUCCACUGGGCUUGGAAGCACACCUGCUGAGUCUGCUGUGGUUUCCGACUUCAAUUCAUCUGUAAAUGGCGGUGUUGUUGGUGCAGUGGCAAAUGCUUCCGAACUUGAAAACGGGACUCCCUUGGAGACUGUUGAUGGGGCAGCUGAUGAGAAACAAUUGGCAGAUGGCUACGCUGCCUUAUCUGCUGAAGAAGAUCGAUUGUGGAAUAUUGUAAGAGCUAAUUCUUUAGAUUUCACCGCUUGGACUGCCUUGAUUGAAGAGACAGAGAAGGUAGCAGAGGACAAUAUUUUGAAGAUUCGAAGAGUAUAUGAUGCUUUUCUAGCAGAAUUUCCCUUGUGCUAUGGUUAUUGGAAGAAAUAUGCUGACCAUGAGGCUCGUCUUGGUGAUAAAGUUGUUGAAGUGUAUGAACGUGCUGUUCAAGGGGUUACAUAUUCAGUGGACAUGUGGUUGCAUUAUUGCAUAUUUGCUAUAAGCACUUAUGGGGAUCCAGACACUGUUCGUAGAAUGCGUGCAACAGUGAUAUCUCCCUUGUAUGGCGGAAAAGCUUUGAUGGAAUUACAUGACAGAAUGCUUUUUGAACGAGGAUUAGCUUAUGUUGGGACAGAUUAUCUAUCUUUUCCCCUCUGGGAUAAAUACAUUGAAUAUGAGUACAUGCAGCAAGACUGGGCUCGCCUUGCCAUGAUCUACACCAGAAUAUUGGAGAAUCCAAAUCAGCAAUUAGAUCGGUAUUUUAGCAGCUUCAAAGAAUUAGCUGGAAAUCGACCUUUGUCAGAAUUACGAACUGCUGAUGAAGCUGCUGCAGUGACAGGUGUUGCUUCAGAGGCUACUGGCCAAACUAUUGAGGGGGAGGUUCAUCCUGAUGGUGCAGAGCGUUCUCCUAAAUCUGUAAGUGCUGGCUUAACAGAAGCAGAAGAGUUGGAGAAGUAUAUCGCCAUUAGAGAAGAGAUGUAUAAGAAAGCUAAAGAGUUCGAUUCUAAGAUCAUUGGUUUUGAAACAGCUAUCAGGAGGCCCUACUUUCAUGUACGGCCCCUCAAUGUCGGAGAGCUUGAGAAUUGGCAUAACUAUCUGGACUUUAUAGAAAGGGAAGGUGACCUUAGCAAGAUUGUCAAGUUGUAUGAGAGAUGUGUCAUUGCAUGUGCCAAUUAUCCCGAGUAUUGGAUACGCUAUGUUUUAUGCACGGAAGCCAGUGGAAGCAUGGAUCUUGCAAAUAAUGUUCUUGCUCGAGCAACCCAAGUCUUUGUUAAGAGACAACCAGAGAUACAUCUUUUUUGUGCUCGGUUCAAGGAGCAGAACGGAGAUAUAGCUGGUGCUAGAGCUGCAUAUCAACUUGUGCAUUCUGAAACCUCCCCUGGUCUUCUUGAAGCAAUUAUCAGGCAUGCAAAUAUGGAGCACCGACUGGGAAAAUUGGAGGAUGCCUUCUCAUUGUAUGAACAGGCCAUUGCUAUUGAAAAGGGGAAAGAACAUUCACAGACAUUGCCAAUGUUAUUUGCUCAGUAUUCUCGAUUUGUUUAUUUGGCUUCUGGGAAUGCAGAAAGGGCAAGACAGAUUCUAGUUGACGGGCUUGAAAAUGUUUUGUUGUCAAAGCCACUACUUGAGGCUUUAUUGCAUUUUGAGGCUAUGCAACCCUUGCCAAAGCGAGUUGAUAUUGACUUUCUGGAGUCAUGUGUUGUCAAAUUUAUAAUGCCUAACUCAGAGAGCCCUGGUGUAGCAAGUGCAACUGAUCGUGAGGAACUUUCUAGUAUUUUUCUGGAGUUUUUAAAUCUCUUUGGAGAUGUUCAAUCUAUCAAGAGGGCUGAGGAUAGACAUGCCAAAUUAUUUUUGCCACACAGAAGCAUGUCAGAGUUGAAAAAACGUCAUGCUGAGGAUUUCUUAGCUUCAGACAAAACAAAAGUGCCUAGAACUUAUUCUGUUCAAUCACCUGCCCAAUCUGUGAUGGGUACAUAUCCAAAUGCGCAGAACCAAUGGACUAAUUAUGGAGUACAACCUCAAACUUGGCCUCCAGUUACACAAGCACAAGGACAACAAUGGACUGCUGGCUACACCCCGCAGGCUUCCUACGGUGCUUACGCUGGAUAUGCGGGUAACUAUGCAAAUUCUCAACUACCUACAUCAGUUCCACAAAGUACUGCAUACGGAGCCUAUCCUCCUGCAUAUCCUGCACAGCCGGCAGUACCUCAACAAAAUUAUGCACAACCUGUUGCAGCCCCUGCACAGCAACCUGCUGCGGUUCCUCAAGCUUAUUACGGCAGUUAUUACUGAGCUGACAAAAUGAGAUAGCCUCUUUUUUUUUUGUGUCCUGUAUUUUUCCCCGAUAUUAUAGGUAAUUUAAUAUGUAGGGAAUCUGGAGCAUAGGUGUAGUGUAAACUUGGUUAUACUAUUUGAGAUAGAAAAUCAUUUUGACUAAUUCGCAAUUGUAUUUUAGUUAUUUUGCUGUACAUUUUUUUUCUCUGGUUAGUGCGGAACGGUAACACUUUGGUUUCUCAA